This is a messenger RNA of Eimeria acervulina, 864 nucleotides long. Its product is annotated as aminoalcoholphosphotransferase, putative. The record is from RefSeq and is a predicted model, not a curated record. The coding region runs from base 1 to 864 and encodes 287 amino acids. The transcript has 4 exons. NCBI's taxonomy places the organism in Eukaryota, Apicomplexa, Conoidasida, Eucoccidiorida, Eimeriidae.
AUGCAGCUCUUCAUCUACAGUUGGUGGGAGCUUCAUUUCCAUGAGUACCGGUGCCACACCGGGGUAACAGGCGUAACUGAGGGGCAGCUGGUGGUACGUGCAGCAGCAGCAGCAGCAGCAGCAGCAGCAGCAGAGGCUGCAGCAGCACCAGUGGCACGAACAGCAGCACCUGGAACAGCAUCAGCAGGAGCAGCAUCAGUUACAGCCACUAGCAGCAACAGCAGCAGCACCACCACCACCACCAUCAGUAGCACCACCGGCACCAGCAACAGCAGCAGCAACAGCAGCAGCAACAGCAGCAGCAGCAUGCAUGUUGUGAAGACGGCGCCAGACUAUUUAUUGUCUCUACCUCUGCAGGCCUUCUUUGCAUUUCCUUUUUAUUUGCUGCUGAUGGGGAUGCUCUUUUCAGAUGUUUUAAAUGGCAGCAGACUCGCAGCAAACCCAGCAAAAGCCGUCUCGCAGCUCUUGGGUUGUUUAGUUCACGUCAUAAUGCAUAUUCCUCUCUACUCCUCCAGUAAGCAAAAAGAAAAUAAACCAGCAGCAGCAGCAGCAGCAGCAAAAGCAGCAGUAGAGGCAGAGGCAGUAGCAGCAGCAGCAGAAGCAGCAGCAGUAUCAGCAGCAGCGGAAGUAGCAACAGGAACUGUGGGAUGGAUAACAGCUACAACUCAAGGGCUGCUUUACUGUGUUCAACAUGGGCCCCUGCCUGCUGUUGCUGCUGCUGCUGCUGCUGCUGCUGUUGGUGCUGCAGCAAUGAUAUCUGAGCAUCCGGUGUUGUGUUACUUGACGAUAAUUUGCAACACCUCCAUCAUCGCUCUGCGCCUCAACCUCUCCGCUACCUGCAGGGCAAGUCUCCUCUUCAGCUAG